Messenger RNA from Sinocyclocheilus rhinocerous, 9015 nucleotides. RefSeq names its product protein FAM208B-like. The record is from RefSeq and is a predicted model, not a curated record. Gene Ontology annotation, biological process: negative regulation of gene expression, epigenetic. Gene Ontology annotation, cellular component: nucleoplasm. Lineage: Eukaryota; Metazoa; Chordata; Actinopteri; Cypriniformes; Cyprinidae. Bases 494 to 8857 code for a protein of 2787 amino acids. The transcript has 22 exons.
CGGAACUGAAUGCAGGACGCAAGAUGGACGCGAACGUCUGACUUUCUGUUUCUUUUUCGUUUCGCUUUUGCUCGCGCGAGCUACUCUCUUCUAGAUACCGCGGCGUGCCUCGAGCAGACGGCACGCGCUGUCGAAUGAAUUGGAAUCCCAGUCAGAAUUCGAACUCCGUUAAAAACAGUCCUUCAGACCGAUUCGCUGGCAGCCGUUCGUUUCCACAGCCCAACGUUUACUGUCUUUAUGUGGAUUCGCUUCCUGGUUGCAACACACAGUCACACAGCACAAUUCUAGUCCUUCAAAACGCAGUUCAGCUUCAGAGACCAGUCGUCGAGAAUUGUAUUUGUCCUUACAGCUUUAAAUAAACAUUUCAUGACUGUUUUACGGAAAAGGCAGUAUCUUUUUAUUCGUUUAAGUGGAAUGUCGUGAGCCGUCGAGGAUUAGAAAUAUCUAAUAUAUCGUGUGCAAAGCGAAAACCUGGGAUCUAUGCCUCGUCUUCAUGGAGAAUGUGACUACUCGAUCAACAGAAGGUCUUCUGGAGCCUGUGCAUCCAGGCUCAGUAACCUUUAAUGAGAGUAUUCUAGCCCCACUUCAUAACAACUAUUUGUAUGAGGAAUCAAAAGAAUGUUUCACAUACAACUCUGCCCAUUUGAUCAACAAUGGCGCUUUACAAAAGCGGUAUGCUGCCUUUCGUUCCGAGAAAUGUGAAAAAGGAUAUUCUGAACAGGAACUUGAAGAGUCAUUUGGCUUCCUGUUGCUUGAUGAUGCAAACAGGGCAAGGAAAAUUGGCAAAACAGGCUUGUUGGUUGGACAAGCAAAAUGCACUACUCUUGGAGACUCCUCGAAAGGUGUCUAUAUCUCAAAAUACUCGGACUGCCUUGACCUGAAGCGCUGGUACGAUGGCAAGACAGGCUACAUAGUCCUUUUGAAGCUGACCAAGGGGAGAGUGAAAGAGGUUACAGACAACUACACCCAGAAUUUCACUCCUCCGACAGCUGGCUACGACUGCCACAUAUCAGAUCAGUUUGGUGCUGUGUCUUCAACUACUAGUUCUUUCUUGGCCUAUGAGCGAACACAGUACUAUAUGUAUGAACGCCGUGAUGGAAGCAAUGAAAUAGAAACAUGUCCAAGACAUGCUUGUCCGUUUGCCAUUGUGGUAUUCUCAUUUGGGAAGAUGAGCACCAUGCCAGAUUUGGAGCAAAAAAGCCAAGACAAAACAGUGUUUCAUUACCAACCAUGGAUUGGCCAGUUCAAGAUUGAAUCUACUGUCUAUGAUGUUGGUCUUCAGUCUUCGAGCGGAGCCUGGUUCCCAGCCAAACUCCCAAAGACAGUUGAAAUUGACCAUGCAAUUUGUGUGUCUGAGCUGAAGAGGACCUUGCCACGCGAAAUCUUUGAAACUUGCAUUGUGGGUGAAGUUUGCAUAGAUGGCAGAUGUUUCAACUUGUAUGACGUUGUGUCCUCUAAGGCGAAAAAUGACCUGGCUCAGAUAUCCCAAGAGCUGAAGGAAAAAGACAUGGCUCUUGUUAUCCCUCUGGAAGAUUCUGGGUUUCUUAUACUGUUACACUCUACGCACCUCUUCUCUUAUGAAGAUGCAAAGUCGGGUAAGGCAGCAGCACUUCAAGGCAUGUUUAUUUUCCCAGACUCAAGAACUGUGCCAAGAGAUGCCAAGUCUGACCUGCAAAAUACUAAGGUGUCAAUUGAAAUAAUGCAAGUAAUCCCAGCGCUCAACUAUGCAGAAGCAGAGAUGGAAAAAUGUCCUCCAAACCAGCAGGGGCGCUCUCAGGUGUCUUUAGAGAAGCAUUUGCAAGACUAUGGCACUCUUUUUCACCCAGGGCUAUUGGAUGUUCCCACCAGGGAAGCCAGUAUGUUUCCAGAUCAAUAUGAUGUGCCUGGUGGUUUUACCCUAAUAUCGCCUAAAUGGUCACAGGAGGCUGGCACUCAAUUAAAAUCCUAUUUUGAUGAGCCAUGUGGCUUUACUAUUCCAGUAGGGAGGGCAUUGGAGUUACUCACUGCUGGUCGACAACAGCGUGGUGAUGAUCACGAUGAUGAUGUCUAUUACUGUAUAUCAUCACCGGAGGAGGUGCCAGAGACUUAUGGCCAUAUUGAAAUGGAGGUGACAAAGCAAUCCGAGGCCAUCAGUGAUGCCUCUGACAGAAUAGCUGAAACCGUUAAUAGACAAAAAGAUGAGCAAAAGCAUUUGUCCACAGAGCAGCCUCAACCUGCUUUGCCAGAGGGGCUUGGAAAGCUGAGAACAGCUGUAGUUACAGUAGCUGACAGUGUGUUGGAAUAUCCAACUUCCACAGGGUCACCCAAAUUGGGUGAUGUCCCUACAGAGAAUUGUGUAAGUAUUGAGAAUGAUGUUGAGAAAACAUCUCAAGGUAGUACUAAAGGAGAUGCUAAUGGAGUCGGUGUAUCUACAAAAGAGACUCCCAUCCAAACUAGCAGUACACCAUUAAUCAAAUCAACAGAAGAAGGUGCUGCUGGGGGGAUGGAGGAUAAUACACAUCCUGAGAAAACAAUGCCUGAUCCUGAUAAGAAAGUAAAUCGGAGGUCCUUUUCAAGGCGUAGAAGUAGGAAGCGUAGAACUCAUUGGAAAACCAUGCAAAAUAAAAAAAAACUUCAAAAAAACAUUGCUUUACCGAAAGACCAGAUUAAGACUGAAACCGUGCAUGCUGAUGACCUCAAUCAAAAACCCCAUUCAACUCGUAGGGGCAAGGGACGCAGGCAAAGGGGUGUGAAUCGAAAUCUGAGUAAAGCCAGACAAGCACAAGACCCUUUAUUAAGUGUGACAACUGAAACUAUUGAUGAUCAAAGUAUAAGUCCCUCAAAAAGAGAUUGGCGGUCACAUCCAAGGCGUAAAAGAUUGUGGAAUACAGAUGCCAAUCUGAAACGGUCUUUGAGAUCAGAUGAUGUAAAGAAUGAUGAGGAGACUAUAGUGAAUAUACAGCACAAUGUAACAAAACAAAGUUUGUCUAGCACACCCAAGAGGAAGAUGGAGGGAUUUAACUUGAGGGAACGAUAUGGCCUAAAGACCAUAAUCACAAACUGUGGUAGAGUCUUUGUCCCACAUGGUUCAGAUGUUGACGUAGAAUCUGCACAAAAGGAGAAAACACAUGUUGAGAUGAGCAUUGACACAAAUGCAGAAACGAUUUCUCCUGAGGAGAACAAAUCCAAUGAAAUAGUGGAAAGUAAGGGAGAAUCUCCCUUGAAGGGUAAGGAAGAAUUGCCCUCUAAAGAUCCACUGGUCAAUGACGACGAAGACUCGGACAGCACUUCUAAAGACAUGCCAAGUGCUCUCUUGUCAGCAUUAAGGAUAUUGAGAAAACUUCACACAACCCAUCCAUCAGAAAGUGACAAAAGUCAGGAUGUAUGUCCAGAAAAGUCCAUGAAUGCUGCAUCAAACGUGGCUGUAGGUGUCCAACAAAAUAACAAGGAUCAUCCUGUUGCUGUUCAAGCAGAUGCAACUUCCAGUGUUCCCGGAGUUUCUGACCAAUCCAUGCCCCCGGACCCAAAAGUAUCCUCUCCUGACAAAAUCAAAAAGAAAGCAAAACAUGAUGUGUACAGUGCAAUAUCUAUAAGCAAAUUGAAGACGGUGCUCAGAAGGGGAAAGAGGGUGAAAUCUCCUUCCCCUGGUGACAAUGCAAAAUCUGAGCCAGAUAACGCAGGGCCAGAGUCAAAAAAAGGAAAACUGGGCGCCAUCGUGGAUCUGAAGUGUGAUACUGCCCAAAAUGAGCUGACAGACAAAGGAUCGCAACCCAUAAAUGAUGAGGCACAGCAUACGCCAAUGAAAGGUGUGGAGUUGACAAAACAACCUGUGUCUUGGAGAGGUCUUAUUCACAAGGCAUCAAAAGAAAAUGGGUCCCUCAAUUUUGACACAUCAGCACCUUUUGAAAUAGCUAAACACACUGACCCGCAGCUCAUAUCUUCGCUUAUUGGGGAUAGGGUGGGAAGGAGAAGAAUUAGCACUGAUGGCAAAGCCAGUGCAGAGAGACUGAGCAUGGGUGCAUCUCUGCCCUCAGAUGCUUUGAGUUUACUGGCUGACUUGGCUCUUGGUGCGAGUAACGAUAAAAUAUUAAAAAACUUAGAAGCUAAAGCUGACCAGGAGGCCCUUGAUGGAGUGAAGGCUAGCGGCUCCCCGGAGUCGGUCCUUCAUGCACUUCUUCGUUAUCCAUCUGCCAGAUUUAAAUUACCCCCCAGGUCUCCUUUCCCAGAAGGUCUUUUAGUGACUGGGGAACUGAUUUUGGAAAUAUCAAAAGAACAUUCUUACUCACAGCCCACCUCUCCGCUGUCAGGUUUCUCAGGUCCAUCUCUCAAGGUUUCUUUUCCAUCUGGAAGUGUAGAAUCGCCUCUGUCAUUGAAAACUGGGCUUCAUCUGAACCUACCCAAAGAUGCUGUGGCCUCAUGUCAUCAAGAGGAAGGGGGUAAAGCAGAAUGGAAGCAUUUGAUUUCUCCAAAUAAGCCAUUGUCGGAGAUCCUCAAGACGAAACCGCGGAGAUCAAGAAUUUUACACAACAGAAGCAUAAUCGAAAAGGAGGGAAUGAUUCAAGUGACGAGGAUUUGGAAAGACCCAUAUGAUUUUAAAUUUGACAGCAAGUUCACCAAUGACAGUAAAGAUAAAACUGUCACACGAGCACUUCAUGGGAAAUGGAACUUCAACAUUGAAGAUACCUAUGAGGAUGUCCAUCUCAUUUUUCACAUGUGGAUUGGUCUUUUCUAUAGUAAGCCCACGUCCAGGUUAUUUCACCUUGAAAAUUGUACUGCACUUCCAAAGGAGAAGAACGUUGAAAUAGUUCAUUUGGACAUAAACGCUAUUCAGAACGCUGUGUCAUUGCUCAAUGUUGAUUUGAGCCAGAAAGCGGACUCGGCCAAGCCUGUGCAAGUUUCAUCAGAGGUUUUGGAUCUUUCUGUGAAAAAUGAUGAGCCUGAAAAUCUUCAUUCAGCCUCAAAUCAGAGCAUAAGAAAAGACACUGCAUCACAGCCUGGUGAAAUGUCAUCUCAUAAGCAUGAAACGGCACCAAGGCGUUCACCUUCUGGGACAAGUCUCUCCUCCAGUCCGAAAGUUACAGCAUUGAUGAAUUAUAGAACUCUUGCAGAUGUACCAGUGGAAAGUUCAGUGCCUGACAAUGAUAAUGACACUGAUUAUGAAAAUGAUGUCACCACUGACUGCUCAUAUUCACAGCACUUGGAAAAAAACAGUGCAUACAACCAGUUGUGUGAGCAAGCAUCAAAUAUGAGAAUAGGUGUUCGGAUACUUCAACCAAAGGUCAGAAAUGCUACAAAUAAUAAAGCAUCCACCAGCGUGGCCACUUCUGGUCCUCAAAAAAUUGGUGUUUUCCAUCAAAUUCUUGGUCCCAUAAAACCAUCAGCAUUCUCAAAACAACACCGUCUGAUUUUGGGUAGGAAAAGUUUUGAUCUGGGUUUAAAGAAUGAAAUUGGGCAUGUACCGCAUGUAAUACUGCAAAAGGAGAAAGUGUCUGACAGUGCAGAGAGUAAAGAGAUUUUUGAAGCAAAGAAAGAAAGAAACAAAGAUGGGUGCCCAGAAGCUCUGGUUAAUGAAAAUGUUGACAAGACUGUUGAACUUAAAACUGGAGCAUCCGUUUUGGUGGAGGAAGAGAGUGUAUCUGUAGCUGAAGAGAGUAAAGUUGUAUCAGAUGAAGAUAGCUGGGAUAGAUGUCUGACAAUGAUGGAAGAUGGAAGUGUUGAAGAAGGUGAGGAAAUGAUGCAAGAAAGUGAGAUUAAAUCAAAGGAAGAGGCAGACCUGGUUGGCAAUGAUACUGAACAUGAAACGUCCACAGCAAUGGAGGAAUAUCUAGAUGACUUUACUUUGGUUUUGGAGGAUGAUAUAAACAGUGUUGAUAUGGAAUUCAGUGACGAGGAUUCUGAAACCAAGGUACAGAAGGAAGUUUAUGAACAAAACAGCUCCACUGAGAAAUCAUCUGCCUUCACCGAUGAUGACCAUGACAUGAAGAUGCAGAAGAGUGAAAAACAACCUCAGACACCAGAGGAGGCAAACCUUGUAGAUGGUGCCCUUGAAAAAUUUAGAAAAGAUUCAUGUCCAGGUGAAGAUCAGCUCAUGUCUGUUCAAGAGAAACACACCCUAGCUGCUAAUGAUACUUCUGAUGUAAUGCAUUAUGAGGGUGAAACCAAGACUACUGAGCAGAGUAUAGUGGUCCAACAAGAGGAUCUUGAUGUUUGUCAGGAUGAGGCAAAACCAACAAGUACCGUUGAACCCACCAAAAUAGAUAUUAGUCAUUUAGAAAAAGAUGACAAAAGAGAUUUAGGCCAACAAGAUGCAUUUAAUGUCACUGAUGAGGAUGAUACGCUUUUUGAUGAGAAUGAAACACAAAGUCAAGAUUCUUGUGAAGAUCAAAUGAUCGAAUCAAACCAAGAAUGUCUGUCCCUAAAUAUUUGUGCAUCACCCCCAAAUACCAUGACUGACUCUCGUGAUGAAGCAGUUGCUCUAAUUGACAAACCCUCAGAAGUGGAGGUAAACAGCAUGUGCUCAACUUCCACUCAAGAUGAAAUUCCGUGUUAUCCAGAGGUAAACAAAAGAUUCAGGAAAGAGGAUUUGAAUAGGGACUUGCACUACCCAGAUGACGCUGAUCACGCUGACAUGAUGCCACCUAAAACUCCAGUAAGCCCUCAACCCCAUGUUUCUACCACAAAGCCAUUAUCUGACUUUACAGGACAUUAUGAAGAAAUCCACGAUGACAACCUAAGGUGGAGUAGGAACAAAUCCACUGGCACAGUGGAUUUUAAAGAUAAAUCUGCAACAACUACUGAGCAUUCACCCAAUGAAGUCUCUUUUCCGUUAAAGCACAAACUCUAUCCCACCUCCUAUCAAAAAGACGACUGUAAUUUCAUAGAGGGUGCAUCUCAAAAUGAUUCUGAACUCUAUUACAGAGACAAUUUACAUGGAUAUUACCACAGAUCUGAUGAAUCUAUGCCAUGGCAUGAUUACCAAACAGAGGAAUCCGUUGAUCACCAAUUUUACCCAUGUGGAAACGACUCUGGUGGUGACAAUGGUUCACCCAUUUGUUCCAAGUACAUUACAUCUGAACGUGACUAUUCCUACAAGCACAAAGAGCAUGCAAAGACAGAGAGGGAUGACUACUGUUGGGCAGAAAAGAAUUAUAAAUCGGACACUCUAUCUUUCAAAUACCCAAUAAAGGUUACUUGCACUGCAGACUAUGAGACAGAAGUAGCCCGAAGUUCAAAAAAGAAGUCUCGAAAAAGCAAAUUCUGUCAAAAUGCUGAGUGGGAUGAUGAUCCUUCUGACAGCAUUCAAAAAACAUCAUACUUUGAAACGUAUCAAACAAAGCCAACUAGGUCGUUCACAGUUAGUUCCACUUCACAUGUUAAGCCAAGCACGCAGCAGUUUGACUGGCGCAGGUAUUUCAGAAGGGAGGUGACUUGCAGUCAGCUAUUAGAUGCGAGUGAGAGGGAUAACAAAUUUGACAUUCCACCCUCAUCCAUUGUUACCAUUUUGGACAGGAAAGGAAACCGUGUUAUAUUCAAUAACUCUCCCACCAUGAAACCAUCUUUCGAUGGAAGUAGUUUGACUAAGGGACUUGAAGACUCUUUUAAUGAAUGGCAGGAACAACAAAGUAAGGCUGACGUGACCCUGUCUGCACUUGAUUGCGAGUACCUUAUCUUCUCUCGAAAAAUUAAUCGGGUUCUCAAAGAAACAAAGAGCUCUACCACGUCACACUGUAGGUCAAAUCCUGACCCGGCUUCAUGUCCCAUGACCGUUCGGUUUUCAAAUCUCAGUGAAGUAGAGAGUUCCGCUGAACUUAGUACAGCACAACCACCACUUACCGAUUUUAAGAUUAAAGUGGACAUGUCUGACAGGAAAGAAAUGAAGGAAACGGUGAGAAACCGUAAACCACAUCUCCAAAGACUUUUCUGUGAAAAAGGCAGUGGUGUUGAGUUCUCCGGGAUAUCAGAAAUAACAGAGCAAUGCGCUGUUGCAUACAAGUCCAUGAUGAACGAUGUCUGCAGCGGGAAGACUCUGCCUCGUCCAACUGAGGCAAGAAAGAGGAAGUUUGAUCGAGGUAGAGUGGGCCGUUAUUCUGGAUUCUGUGGUCGCAUCAAGAAAGAUGUUUUUAACAGUCCAAAGUCUAUUGUGAGUCAAGCUAAGAUCAAGUACAGGUUUUAUAUCCUUGUCACAUCAACAGAUACCUUCUUUGAAGAAACCAAGAACCUUUUAGAGAUUGAGGGCCACAAACCGGUUGAGCCGGACGAGUUUGACCUCAAUGGUGAUGAUCAAUCCCCUUUGCUCAUUAUACUGAGGAAUGAGGACAUUGCAGAGCACAUAUGUGAGGUGCCUCAUUUGCUGGAAUUAAAGAAGUCACCCAGUGUCCUGUUUGCUGGCAUCGACCGACCCGAUGAUGUGGUGAACUUCACUCACCAAGAGCUUUUUGCUAAGGGAGGCUUUAUAGUAUGUGAUGAAUUGGCUCUCAACACACUUACUCCAGACGACAUGAAAAAAGUUGUUGGGAUUCUGGAGGAGUUAGACAAGCAAGGGAAAUGGAAAUGGCUUCUACACUACAGAGACAGUCGCAGACUUCGGGAAAAUGCAAGGUCCAGUCCUGAAGCAAGUAAGAAACAGCAGUUUAUAGAUUGCUGUCAGAAAGCUGGCAUAGUCGAGGUCUUGCCCUAUCAUGACUGUGAUGUCAUGUCACGGGACCGACCCGACUAUCUCUUUUGUUUGACUCGACUUCAGAUCCAAAACGCCUCUGUUCGGUUUCCUGUGUUUAUUACAGACACACCAACUGAAUCUUUUGGAACAAAUGGAAUUUUAACAAUGAACAUUUACACAUUCUCACGGAUCCUUUCAAACGAUACUUGUUCUGUGUCAUAAAUUUGUUUUUGUUUUUUUUAUUCAAAAUCCAAUAUCUUACCAUUGGUAAGUACACCUUUGUUAAUAGAAAUAAUUUAUUGUUUAUCAUAAAUGUUAAAGCAUUUAUCUUUGUUACUCAUGGAUUUGCUUACAAUUUAUAAGCUUUCCACUGAGAGCUU